UUGGAUUAUUACUGGCUGGAUCCUGCCACGUGGCACAGCAGGGAGACGUCCCCUAUUAGUUCGCAUCCUGUAACGUGGCAGCCUUCCAAAGAGGGAGAUCGCUUAAUUGGGCGUGUUAUUCUUAACAAGAGAACAACCAUGCCUAAAGAAUCAGGUGCAUUACUGGGGCUAAAAGUUGUUGGAGGAAAAAUGACAGAAUUAGGACGACUCGGUGCCUUCAUUACCAAAGUGAAGAAAGGUAGCUUGGCUGAUGUGGUGGGGCAUCUCAGAGCAGGGGAUGAAGUUCUAGAAUGGAAUGGUAAACCCUUGCCUGGAGCUACAAAUGAAGAAGUUUACAACAUUAUUUUAGAAUCUAAAUCAGAACCUCAAGUUGAAAUCAUUGUUUCAAGGCCUAUUGGUGAUAUUCCACGGAUUCCCGAGACUUCCCACCCCCCACUAGAGUCUAGUUCAAGUUCUUUUGAAUCUCAGAAGAUGGAAAGGCCUUCUAUUUCUGUUAUAUCUCCAACUAGCCCUGGAGCCCUACGGGAUGCACCUCAGGUCCUACCAGGGCAGCUUUCUGUUAAACUCUGGUAUGACAAAGUGGGACAUCAGUUAAUAGUAAAUGUUCUACAGGCAACAGAUUUGCCACCAAGAGUAGAUGGACGCCCCAGAAAUCCCUAUGUAAAAAUGUAUUUUCUUCCAGACAGAAGUGAUAAAAGUAAAAGAAGGACCAAAACAGUAAAGAAAAGUCUAGAGCCAAAAUGGAAUCAAACUUUUCUCUACUCACACGUACAUCGUAGAGAUUUUAGAGAACGAAUGCUUGAAAUUACUGUAUGGGAUCAGCCAAGAGUACAAGAAGAAGAGAGUGAAUUUCUUGGAGAGAUUCUUAUAGAGCUGGAGACAGCACUUUUAGAUGAUGAACCACAUUGGUAUAAGCUACAGACACAUGAUGAAUCUUCACUACCUCUGCCUCAGCCAUCACCAUUCAUGCCAAGAAGACAUGUUCAUGGUGGAGAAAGCACUAGCAAAAAAUUACAAAGAUCUCGGCCAAUCAGUGAUAGUGACAUCUCAGAUUUUGAUGUUGAUGAUGGUAUUGGAGUUGUUCCUCCAGGUUAUAGGUCUAGCACUAGAGAAAGUAAAUCCACAACAUUAACUGUGCCAGAACAGCAAAGAACAACAACACAUCAUCGUUCACGUUCUGUGUCUCCUCACCGUGGUGACGAUCAGGGCAGGCCCCGUUCACGUUUACCAAAUGUGCCAUUACAGAGGAGUUUAGAUGAAAUUCAUCAAAUGAGAAGAUCACGUUCUCCAACUAGACACCAUGAUGCCUCGAGAACUCCAGUUGAUUACGGAUCCAGAGAGAUGGAUAGUCAGUAUUUAUCUGAUCAAGAAAGUGAGCUUCUUAUGCUGCCCAGAGCAAAGCGAGGAAGAAGUGCAGAGUGCCUACAUACCAUCAGAAGUUCUGUUAGGCACUAUAAAACAUUACCACCCAAGAUGCCUUUACUAGAAAAUGGUACUCAUUGGAACCUGUACAGCUCAACUCUUCCUGCAUGUGCUAAGACCAAAUCCGUGAUUAGACAGGAUAUUUCACUCCUUCAUGAUUGCCUUAAUUCACGAGUAUUGAAAUUUGGAGAUGACCUACUGGUUAGUGAACUGCAGCCCUCCCUUGACAGGGCUAGGAGUGCUAGUACCAACUGCUUGAGACCAGAUACUAGUUUGCAUUCACCAGAACGAGAAAGGCAGUCCAGAAAAGUGGAAAGAUAUAGCAGCCAAAAACAAACUAGGAAAGGCCCCGCAGCUGAAACAGAAAGAACACAUCAACAAGGAAGUCCCACGCAGUCGCCUCCUGCAGACACCUCCUUCAGCAGUCGUAGGGGAAGACAGCUACCACAAGUUCCCAUAAGAAGUGGCAGUAUAGAGCAAGCAAGCUUAGUAGUGGAGGAGCGAACGAGACAGAUGAAAAUGAAAGUGCACCGUUAUAAUCAGACAUCAGGGUCUGGUUCUAGCCAAGAACAUGAGCGUGAGCAAUAUACCAAGUAUAACAUACAAACAGAUCAGUACAGAAGUUGUGAUAACGUCUCUGCCAAAUCAUCAGAUAGUGAUGUCAGUGAUGUGUCAGCCAUUUCCCGAACCAGCAGUGCCUCUCGCCUCAGCAGCACAAGUUUCAUGUCAGAGCAAUCUGAGCGCCCUCGGGGCAGGAUCAGUACAUUUACUCCUAAAAUGCAAAGCAGACGAAUGGGGACUUCAGGGAGAAUCACUAAGAGCACAAGUGUGAGCGGAGAGAUGUAUAAGCUGGAGCACAUUGACGGGAGUCAGUCGGACACGGCUGUCGGCAUGGUUGGAACAGGUGGGAAGAAAAGGCGUUCCAGCUUUAGUGCCAAAGUGGUUGCCAUAGUAUCUCGAAGAAGCAGAAGCACAUCUCAACUUAGUCAAACAGAGGCUGGCAGCAAGAAGCUAAAGAGCACGAUACAGAGAAGCACAGAAACAGGAAUGGCAGCAGAGAUGAGAAGUCGUAUGGUUCGACAGCCAAGUCGAGAGUCCACUGAUGGCAGCAUAAAUAGCUAUAGCUCCGAGGGCAACUUAAUAUUUCCUGGAGUACGGCUGAGUGCUGACAGUCAGUUCAGUGAUUUCCUUGAUGGAUUGGGACCUGCACAGUUAGUAGGCCGACAAACACUAGCAACCCCUGCCAUGGGUGACAUCCAGAUUGGAAUGGUGGAUAAAAAGGGCCAGUUAGAAGUAGAAGUCAUUAGAGCCCGUGGCCUCACACAAAAACCUGGCUCCAAAUCUACCCCAGCUCCAUAUGUCAAAGUGUAUUUACUGGGAAAUGGAGCAUGUAUAGCUAAGAAGAAGACAAGAAUUGCAAGGAAGACGCUUGAUCCUCUGUACCAACAGACACUGGUUUUUGAGGAAAGUCCACAGGGUAAAGUUCUUCAGGUAAUAGUUUGGGGAGACUAUGGCCGAAUGGACCACAAAUGCUUCAUGGGAGUUGCCCAGAUCCUUCUGGAGGAACUGGAUCUGUCCAGUGUGGUAAUAGGCUGGUAUAAAUUAUUUCCACCUUCAUCGCUAGUGGAUCCAACAUUGACUCCCCUGACACGUAGGGCUUCCCAGUCAUCUCUGGAAAGUUCAACUGGGCCUCCCUGCAUUAGAUCAUAG
Cinclus cinclus is the source of this 3132-nucleotide messenger RNA. RefSeq names its product regulating synaptic membrane exocytosis 1 (gene RIMS1). The coding region runs from base 139 to 3132 and encodes 997 amino acids. Gene Ontology annotation, biological process: positive regulation of synaptic transmission; regulation of membrane potential; regulation of synaptic plasticity. The record is from RefSeq and is a predicted model, not a curated record. Lineage: Eukaryota; Metazoa; Chordata; Aves; Passeriformes; Cinclidae. The transcript is spliced from 26 exons. Gene Ontology annotation, cellular component: presynaptic membrane; cytoskeleton of presynaptic active zone. Gene Ontology annotation, molecular function: transmembrane transporter binding; small GTPase binding.